CCGGCGCCAGACGGGGCGGGAGGCUGCGGCGGGCAGCAGCGGAGGGCUGCGCUCCCCCGAGGGCGGCAGCCCUGCCGUAGCCCAGGCGGCCGGAGGAAGAGGAGGAGGAAGGGCGUGGGCUCCGGCGGGCUCGCUCCGGUAUGGCCCUGGCGGACAGCGCCCGCGGGCUGCCCAACGGCGGCGGCGUGUCGCCCGCGGCGGGGAGCGGCGCGCCGGGCAGCGGGGCGGCCGCAGCGGCGACGGGCGGCUGGUCUUCCUUCCCGGAGAUCGUGGAGCUGAACGUGGGCGGGCAGGUGUACGUGACGCGGCGCUGCACCGUGGUCUCGGUGCGCGACUCGCUGCUCUGGCGCAUGUUCUCGCAGCAGCAGCCCAGCGAGCUGCCCCGGGACAGCAAGGGUCGCUUCUUCCUCGACCGCGACGGCUUCCUCUUCCGCUACAUCCUGGACUACCUGCGGGACCUGCAGCUGGUGCUGCCCGAGCACUUCCCCGAGCGCAGCCGCCUCCAGCGGGAGGCUGAGUACUUCCAGCUGCCCGACCUGGCUCGGCGCCUGGCGCAGACCCGGGCGGCCGCCGCCCGCCCCGCCGUCCUGCACCGCGACGGCUCCAUCUGCGCCGAGGAGCCGCCGCCGCCGCUGCUCGGCUACCUGGAGGCCGAGCCGCUGGAAGGAGGCGGCGGGGCCGUGGCGUCCGCCCCGUCGCCCACCGCCAGCCGCAGCCCCUCGGGCGGGCCGCUGCUCACGCCCUCGCAGUCGCUGGACGGGGCGGGCGGGCGGCGCUCGGGCUACAUCACCAUCGGCUACCGGGGCUCCUACACCAUCGGGCGGGAGGCGCAGGCUGAUGCCAAAUUCCGGCGGGUGGCCCGCAUCACUGUCUGCGGCAAGACGGCCCUGGCCAAAGAGGUCUUCGGGGAGACCUUGAACGAGAGCCGCGACCCCGACCGCCCUCCCGAGCGCUACACUGCCCGCUACUACCUCAAGUUCAACUUCCUCGAGCAAGCCUUCGACCGACUCUCCGAGGCCGGCUUCCGCAUGGCCGCCUGCUCCUCCACCGGCACCUGCGCCUUCGCUCCCGAGCAGGGCGGUCCCGCCGAUGACAAGAUCUGGACCAGCUACACCGAGUAUGUGUUCUGCCGGGACUGAGCAUCCGCCCAGCCCGCGGCGUGGGGACAAGACAGCCGGCCCUGCACACCCUCGCACCUGCGGUCCCCUCGCGUCCCGAAGGAAGGAGGAUGUGAAGCGGGGCUGUGUCUCCCUGUGCUUUUCUCACCCGGUGUCUGCCUCCACGCACAAGGCGGGCCGGCCCCGGCGCAGCCCCCACCCCUCUUGCAGCACCUCCUGACGGCCCCGGGGCAGGAGGUCACCGUGUUGUGCCUCGGCUGUCGUGUCCCUGCUUGGCCAUAUCCUGGCGCCCACCUUCACCCUCUCUCCUGCAUCUCCCAGUAGCUGUGUUGGUAGCAAGGAAGGAGAGAAAUGUUGGGAGUAGACAAAUGCCGGUCCCACAAAAGCAUGCAUGUGCGCCCAGUCUUUGUCCCUCUCCCCACACAGAGCUGAGGUAUAGCUCUGGCAGGGUGGGACAUUUAAAAAAUCAUCCAGGUAGGGGCUGAUAAACUUUGAAGUUGCUUUGAGCAACUUCUGUUGAAGAUGGCAUGACAAAUGCCUGUCUUUUCCCAUCCCAAUACCCUUAUGAGGGAGUUUGCCUUGGUGGGCAGACCCCAAAUGGUCCAUUUUUAACUCCUCCCUUCCCCGCCCAUCAAAGCGAUGCCUGUCUGUGAGGGACUGUCACAUAGAAAGGAAGCCUGACUGUGAGGGGUUUGCAGUGGCUCACACUUUAUCUCUUGAGAUGAGUAAUUUUGCAGGAGGUGUGCAUGUGGCCCUUCACAACUGGUUGCUCCCAUCUCCCCUCUUUGCUCCCCACAUCUCUGAACUCCUCUCUGUUAAGCUGAACCAGGGCCUGCACAGCAAGCAUGUGAAGCUGAUGUGAAAGGACAGAUCUGCUGGAUAACCAACCAUUUGAACUAUGAAGUGUCCUCAGAGACACGUGUUUAUUCCCUUGAGAGGUAAAACAAAGACACUUUGAAAAAUUAAAGUACUUAUGAAUUGUAACUUCCAUGGGUGGUCUGAAGUCCUUAUAAUUCUCUUGAAGUUACUGUCUAUAAUAUGGACAGAAAUCUCAAUGCAUAUUUCCUUAAACACCCUCAAAAUGAUGGGAGUCAGGUGAAGCCAGGCUUGCCUGAGUAAAGGUAGGGCCUGGGUCCUGGGAAGCUGAAAUCCUGUGCAUUGAAUUAGUGCAAGAUGUACAUUAUUACUGUCAUCAUGAGCAGCCUUGUUACUUUUUGUCAUGUUAGUGCUGUAAAACCCUGAAGCCGGCAGAUGACAAAAAUCACUUUUUAAAGAGCCAUUUCCUUAGUUUUCAUAGCAGUAUUAUUUGGGCACUGACACUGUACCUCUUCUUAGACAAACUUAGUGCUUCUUAGAAAGGAUUGAGCCCUGUCCUCAGAAAAACAAGGAUGAUGCCAACUUUCUUCAGGGGAAAUUACUUCUUCUAAGCUGUAUUUUGUUACUGCUGAAUAACAGUCUUUCCCAGAGGAGGCAGUCAGAGUCUGCAUUGGAACAGAUGAUCUGAACCUCAGGUUUUAGAGAGAUUCAGCAGCUCUUUCUAACAAAUUCUUGAAGUCUGGAAUAUAACAACACUUCUCUUUAAAAAUCUAAACUUGAUUUAAGAAUGUGUAUAGCCUGUUCAGACCAUCACACAAAAAAUAUCCUAAAUAUAUCUGAAGUGUUGAAGAAUUUAGCAGUACAUAGUAAAGGCUUGAAGUUAUGUUUUUAAAACUCUUGAACAAUAAUUCUAGUUCUAGCUAGUUCUAGUUCUAACUUCAAAUUUAGAAAUACUGCUAGCACCUGUAUUCUAACCAAAGAAUUUCACAGUAGGGCUUUUUUAAAAAAACCCUAAUUCCUUUGGAAACAGCUAUAGCUACAUUUCUAUCUAGUUUCAGUGCUCAGUCUCUGUUCACUUGGUCUUUCAUUAAGUGCGUGCACAACUACAUAAAACUGAAAAUAAUUUUCAUCACCAUGGCUUCUUUUUUUCUAAUAUUAGCAAGAUUGUUAAUCAACGUGAUUGAAUUGAAGACGUGCAUAUGAAAGCACUGGAUGCUGUCCAUUUGUAGAUAGUUGUAUUACGGAGUAUUUUUAAAAGGAUAGAAAUGUAAACCUGCCAAAUUAGACGAGCAAUAAGAUACAGUGAGAGGCCAAUACACCUGAGGAUGGAAUGAAGUCUGUUUGUCCUAUGCCUUACUCUGAGCUGACUUCUUUGUGCUUUACUUUUACCACAAGUGAAAAGACAUUGGUCACAGCUACUAGGUCUUUACAGUGCCCUUCUCAAGAGUAAUGACCGUCUUUUUCUAGUUUCUGUUAAGUAACUCUGAAGUAUGUUUUUUAAGAUUUUGUAUAAAAUCAGUUUUCAGUAAAGUGUUCAAAUUUGCUCUAGAUAGCUUUCUUUUUUUAAGAAUCUGGUAGCUUACUGAAUCCAUCAUAGGAGCUAUGAAUAGGGGCAGUUUUAAAUUUACCCUGUGAUUUAGUGUACAUAUAUAUACAGUAUAUAAACAUUUUACACAAAUCAUUUAGGUUUUUUUAAAUAAUAUUAGUGCUACAGGAUUUCAUAAUGUAUCUAGCUGAGCAUUUUCACAUUAUGUUAUGUACAUAACAUGGUAAUGUUUUACUGGUUUCUUAUACCUGUUUCAAUGGAAAAAUUGAAUAUGAGUACCAUCAGCUUGUAGAACUGAAAUUGAUGACAUAUUUGCUUGAAUGUGAAUCUUCUAGGUGGCUGAAUGCAUCUCUAAAACAAAGAUUGCCUGUCUUUUGAUUAAUGGUUGCCUAUCCCUUUCCUGGCAGAUGACCCAGUAAUUCUCACUUUUUACAUAAAAAUGGAUGUAAUAUAAACAGGAUUUUUUUUUUAGUUUUUGUGCAAAAAAUUUUAAAGUGUUAUUAGUGUUAAGAAAUGGGCCUUUAAUUUACUGAUAACUCAUUAUCAGUAUCAUCAGCAGGCUUAAAAUGAUGGUGCCGUAAAUAUAAUAGUCAUUUGAUGCUUUGCCACAGAAAAUGAUACUUUUCUGAACCAUUACUUGGUAAUGGCAGUAAACUUUCUAAAAGGAAAAAUGCUCAAGGCAAAGUCAAUGAGUUUUACUUGUCUCUUCUAUUGAGAGCUUGAAGAAUGGAUAAACACAACGACUCUGCUGACUUGUUGACAUGAAAACAUGCAAAAAUAUAAAGGCACAAUACGGGAGUCCUGUCUGCAUUUUGUAGCUGUUGCUGUUCACAGUUCAUGUACUUAUGGAUGAAUGCAGUAGCAUUUACAAGUGCUAUUAAAAAAUCCACAAGGGCAGUCUUUAUUUUAAUUAGAACUUAAGGCAUAGGUCUUUUCAGUGAUGCACAUGAUGAAGGGUGAUUUUGCAUAUGUUUGAUAGGAUGUUUAUAUUUUUAUACAUGUAGAUAAUGAGCCACUUAUUCAUUCUUAUUUUCACAUGUAUAGCAUUGAAAAUAAAGAUCCUCCUAAGACAAAGUUGCAUACCAAAUUAAAUUUUUGUUCUUUAAAUAUUAA
Molecule: messenger RNA, 4593 nt
Organism: Passer montanus (Eurasian tree sparrow)
Lineage: Eukaryota; Metazoa; Chordata; Aves; Passeriformes; Passeridae
Gene: KCTD12
Product: potassium channel tetramerization domain containing 12
Exons: 1
Coding region: 141-1139 (332 amino acids)
Biological process (GO): protein homooligomerization; regulation of G protein-coupled receptor signaling pathway
Cellular component (GO): postsynaptic membrane; presynaptic membrane
Molecular function (GO): protein binding
Source: RefSeq, a predicted model, not a curated record